AUGAAUAAGUUCAGCGUGGAGUUUAACAACGCACAAGAUGCCAAGGAAGCACAGCAGCGUUGCGAUGGCAUGGUGGUGGAUGGGGCGAGAAUUAUUGUGGAGAUGUCCAAACCGACCAACCAGCCCUCGAACCCACCACGCUGCUUCACCUGCGGGAAGGAAGGCCAUCGCUCCACGGAUUGCCCGGACAGGCAGAGGCAGCACCACUCCCAGGUGGUGUGCUUCGGGUGCAAGCAGCCAGGGCAUCUGCACAAGCACUGCCCCAACCGCCCUGCCAUGCCGCCCCCCACGCCUGGCGUGGGGCCGUCUGGGUCUGGGGUGAUCCUUGAUUCCGCUGCCUCUGGGAUGCCUGAGGCGGCGGCAAGUGGAGGAGUCAAGUGCUUCGGGUGCAAUGCAUCUGGACACGUGCUCAAGGACUGCCCGCAGAUUUCUGGUGCAGGGGCCGGUGCGGAUCAGCACGAGAAGCAGCGCAGGUGGGACAAGCGCCACUCAUCUCCCACCUCCCGGCAGCACUCGCCAAGGCGUGACUUAAGAGACAGGCUUGGGCGGGGCGAGAGGGAUGAGAGGAGGGAUGGAGGCAGGGGACGGGACGAGAGGGACAGGGAUGAGAGGGACCGAGGGAGGAGCGAGAUAGAUAGGGAUAGGGAUAGGGAAAGGGAGAGGGAGCGGGAGCGGUGGGGAAGGGACGGAAAAAGAGGUUAUGAUCAUAGUGGUGGUGGUGACAAGAGGGGGCGUGAUUAUAACGAGCUUGGCAGCCCAGGGAGCAAAAGAGGCCGUGACAAUAACGAGCGGGACAAUUUCGGGCGUGACAGAAACGACCGGGACUUUAGGGAUCAGCAGCAGGGAGGAAACUAUCUCCCAAGCAGAAACGACCGUGAUUAUAAGGAGGGCAGCGGUGCAAAGCCGGAAGCCAGACUGGUCAUGACUGUUCCUGCCACUCCGCCUAAAUCCAUCCCCCCGUAUAACCCCCUGCCUCCUGCUCCCGCCCCCUCAAACAUGCCGUAUGGCGGGAGUUCAGAUGGUGUGGGAGGAGUGGUGGGCGGUGGAGGGAUGGGUGGAGGAACGGGAGGAGGAAUGGGAGGAGGAAUGGGGGGAGGGAUGGGGGGAAGGAUGGGGGGAGGGACGGAGGGAGGAAUGGAUGGAGGGAUGGGUGGAGGAGUGGGUGGAGAGAUGGGGGGAGGGACGGAUGGAUCAAUGGUGGGAGGAAUAGCAGGAGCAAUGGGAGGGGGAGGAGCAGGGGGUGUGGUGUAUGUGGCAAUCCCAGCGGCAGCAGCAGCAGCUGCAGCAGCAAGGGGCGAGCAGCUUAUUCUAGUGAGUGCGAGUGAUGGGCGGCUGGUGGGGCAGGAUGGAGUGAUGCUGCAGCAGGGGGCGGUACAGGGAAUGCAGCAAGGAGGGGUGCAGCAAGGGGGGAUGCAGCAGGGGGGGAUGCAGCAGGGAGGGGUGCAGGGGGGAGUGCAAGGGAUGCAGCAAGGGGGAAUGCAGGAGUUGCAGCAGGGAGUGGUGCAAAGGGGGGGGUUUCAGCAGGAGGGCCAGCAGGGAAUGCAGCAGGGAGGGGUGCAGGGGGGGAGACUGCAGGGGGGUUUGCAGGGGGUGGGGCAACAGGGAAUGCAGCAGGGGGGGCAGCAGGGGAUGCAGCAGGGGAUGCAGCAGCAAGGGGGGAUGUCACUGCAAGCAGAGUCAGGGGGCCAGCAAAUAUUUGUUGUGGGGCAGGAUGGGAUGUUGACUCAGCAACCUGUAAGACUUUCCGGGCAGCCUGUGGGGCAGCAGCAGCCACCGCAGCAGCAGCAACAGCAACAGCAACAGCAGCAGGCGGGACGUUCAGGUGAAACCUCAGGUGUUUUGCAGCAGUAUGAGCCUGUUCAGGUGUACAGUGGAAUAGGAGGGUCUUAUAGAACCCCUCCUGCUGGGGGAAGCAUGGAGGGCGUUCGUUCGCAAGGCUCCUAUGGCACUGCUGCAGGUACCCCCGGACCUGGGGGGUAUGGUGCGAGUGCACCCUACAGUGGUGGCGCUACCACUGGUGGUUCGUCCCUCUCUACUCCCCCUUGGCUUGCCGCUGCCCCGGUUUCUACUCCAAAUGCUCCUCCCCUCCCCCCCGGACCACCUCCCACUUACGACACAAGAAUCGACACAAGGGGUGCGUCUGGUAACCGUAACACGAAUACUAGUGAGCAAUUCAUUGGCAGCAGCAGCGGAUCCAUCGGGCCUGGUGGUUUGUCUUACGUUGUUGAACCCCCCCCUGCGAUGCAGCCGGGCCAGGGGUACUCUGCCAGAGGACCAGAACCGGCAGGGUCCGGCGGGUAUAAUAAUGGUGGCAUGGGGAGCAGUAACACCGGGAGCGGUGGUUUCGGAAAUAGUUACGGUGGUAAUGUGGGUGCACCUGGUGGUGGUGUGGGCGGUGGUUACUCCAAUAUGCCCUCUUAUAUGCCCACGCCUGCUCCUCCUCCUCCUGCUGAGGUUUAUUUUAGUGGGGGCAGUGCGUAUGGUGGACGGGCAGACGGAAUUAUUGGUCGGGCGGAGGGUUUUAUGGCUCGGGCAGAAGGAGGGGCAGGAGGAAAUGCGGGCUGGGCAGAAGGAAAUAGAGGAGACGGGAUUUUGGGCAAGCCGCAGGGAGUGAUGAUGAGUCCACCAAUGGGGAGGCCGCCACAGGAUCAGGAAUUUGCGAACCGAGGGAAGCGGGGUGGGGCGGGCAGGAACAGGGGCAACAGCGGCGGUGCAGGGGGUCGGGACAGGGAUCGUGGCAGUGGCGGUGGCGGUGGCGGUGGCGGUGGCAGUGGUGGUGGUAGUGGCACAGGGGGGCGUGAUCGUGGGAGUGGCAAGGGCAGUGGUGGUGGUGGCAGUGGUGGCGGUGGUGGCGGUGGUGGGGGUGGCACCACAGGGGAUCGUAAUCGUGGUAGCAGCAGUGGUGGCGGUGGUGGGAGAGAUGGCGGUGGUGCUAAGGAAACUCGCCACCGUUAG
Messenger RNA from Closterium sp. NIES-65, 2955 nucleotides. Lineage: Eukaryota; Viridiplantae; Streptophyta; Zygnematophyceae; Desmidiales; Closteriaceae. The record is from the annotation of a GenBank genome assembly.